Messenger RNA from Exserohilum turcica Et28A, 5025 nucleotides. RefSeq lists its product as uncharacterized. The transcript is spliced from 3 exons. The record is from RefSeq and is a predicted model, not a curated record. Gene Ontology annotation, molecular function: phosphopantetheine binding; catalytic activity. Gene Ontology annotation, cellular component: cytoplasm. The annotation marks the transcript as partial. Gene Ontology annotation, biological process: amino acid activation for nonribosomal peptide biosynthetic process; secondary metabolite biosynthetic process. Lineage: Eukaryota; Fungi; Ascomycota; Dothideomycetes; Pleosporales; Pleosporaceae.
AUGGCUACCGAUCAAGAAUUGCAGCACAUCUGGACCUGGAACGGUACAGUACCGGAGACGGUGAACGAAUGCGUGGGGGACCUACUCACCAGCCGGGGUCAGCCAGAUGCAACGGCCAUCUGUGCCUGGGAUGGCGAACUGACGUACUCCGAGUUGGACACACUCUCAUCACGCCUUGCCCACCAUCUGAUGGGUAUGGGAGUCGGCUCCGAUUCGAUUGUUCCUCUCUGUUAUGAGAAAUCGCGUUUUAUGCCAUUGGCUAUGCUCGCGGUGAUGAAGGCCGGUGGCGCAUCUUGCACAAUCGAUGUCACGCAGCCGGAGGCGCGAUUGCGCGUCAUCAUGGAGCAGAUCCAGCCGCAAGUGGUGCUAUCUUCGGUCGAAAAUAGACAUCUAGCCAAGAGUCUAAUGUCUGCCAAGGGCGAGACAAGCAUCGUGGCGGUCGACAUGGAUUUCUUGGACCAAUUACCCGUGACUCUCGGUUCGCGGAUACUACCGCCACCAUUAGCCACACCCUCAAGCACCCUGUACAUUGUCUUUACCUCUGGCAGCACAGGCACCCCCAAAGCAGUGGUGAUUACACACAGCAACUUCAGCAGCGCACUCAUCCAUCAGACUUCCCAGCUGGGCUUCUCGAGAAGCUCAAGAGUGCUGGACAUGGCCUCGUAUGCUUUCGAUGCGGCAUGGUACAACGUAUUUCACACCUUGUACGCAGGUGGAUGUCUUUGCAUACCAUCAGAGAGUGAUCGGCGAAGCGAUCUGUCUGGGUGCAUUCGACGUCUUCGACCAAACUUUGCCAACCUGACGCCAAAACUAUGCGAGUUUCUGGAUGAUGACGCGCUGCGCAUUCUCGACCUUGUUGAGCUGGCUGGAGAGCAAGCUGACGCAAGGACAGUCAGCCGGAUGCGGGAACUUACAAGGGUGCGAUUCGCCUAUGGUCCUGCCGAGUGUUCAAUCCUCUCCACCGUGUCCACAGAAGACGCCUCGUGCACCAACAUUGGACGUGGCUUGGGAAUAUGUACGUGGGUGGUGAACGCUGACGAUACCGAUUGUCUUGUGUCACCGGGCGAAAUCGGGGAGCUCUGGAUAGAAGGUCCCCUUGUUGGGCAAGGAUACCUGAAUGACACUGAAAAGACAGCAGCAGCAUUCGUUGACGAUCCUCCAUGGCUCUUAAGGGGCGCCCCCGGCAUCCCUGGCCGCUCUGGCCGACUUUACCGCACUGGAGAUUAUGUUCGGUAUGAUGAAAAAGACGCGUCAUUGCUGUUUGCUGGCCGGAAGGAUGCGCAGGUCAAGAUCAACGGACAGCGAGUGGAACUGGGGGAAGUGGAGCACAAUAUCGCACAGAGCCUUCCAGAUAUCGCUGGCCUUGAAGUUUUGGCGGAAGUAAUAAAACCGUCUGGAAGCGAUAGGACCAUGUUGGUGGCAUUCUUCAAGACUGUGAAUGGAAUAGAGGCGGCAGUUGGACCUUUGAUCGAAUCGUUAUCGCAGAUAAUGCCCUCAUACAUGGUGCCCUCAGCCUAUUUACCAGUCGAGGAGGUACCCAUGACGCAAACAGGCAAAACAGACCGACGCAAACUGCGUGAGCUCGGAGCCUCCUUAACCGUGGAGCAAAUCUCCAAUCUCAACAUGGCACGUAGUCCAUGGCGGCAGCCAGAAACUCGCAACGAGAGGUUACUUCAAAAACUGUGGGCAUCCGUCCUUGGGGUUCCAUCUAACAGUAUCGGGAACGAUGACAGUUUUCUGCGGAUCGGCGGAGAUUCCAUCCGAGCAAUGCGUCUAGUAGCUGCCGCACGACGUGAGGGAUUAUCUCUCACAGUGGCAGACAUCUUCAAUCAGCCGAAAUUGUGCGAUAUAGCCGCUUUCGUCGAAGGCUCCCUACUUUCCGACGAGCGAAUCAGCACCCCUGUCCAUCCGUACUCAUUGAUGGCCAGGGGCGUGGCUGAAGUGCGAGAUCUGCGGCAUGUAGCGGCCGAUCUCUGUGACGUGAAGCCAUGGCAAAUUGAAGAUAUUUUCCCAUGCACACCGCUUCAAGAGGGCCUACUCGCGUUGACAGCUAAAAUAGCAGACAGCUUUGUCGUGCGUAUCUCGUUGGAGUUCCAAUCCUCGGUGAACAUGGACCGAUUUAUGGCGGCGUGCGAAUAUGUAGUUCGAAACGCGCCCAUUCUACGGACACGAAUCGUCGACCUGGGUACACGCACACUGUCGCAGGUCGUCAUCACCGAGCCCAUAGAUUGGAACGUCGAGACUAACACGCAGCAUGUAAUGGGUCUUGGAACACCACUGACUCGGUUUGCGGUGAGGGAAGGUAAUAGCGGGAGGCGGUUCUUCGAGUGGACAAUGCAUCAUGCCAUGUGCGACGGCUGGUCAGUUCAGCUGCUCUCGGCCAUGUUGGAGGAUGCCUAUCGUGGCAAUUUGGUGCCAGAGCCUGCGCGCUUCCAGGAGUUUGUCCAAUACAUCAGAAGCGUGGACGAGGAGCAGGCCGAGGCCUUUUGGCGGAAACAUCUGGACGGAAACUCGUCGCAAUCUUUCCCACCGCGCCCAUGCAUUGGGUAUCAGGCCAAGUCAGAUGCCGAAGUAGCUCACCGCAUUGCGAAUCUCUGCUGGCCCAGGCGUGGCACGACGCCGUCGACGUUGAUCCAGGCAGCAUGGGCGAUACUGGUGGCACAGUACACUGCCUCCAACGACAUCGUGUUUGGAAGCACUAUUUCAGGGAGACAAGCGUCCGUGGCCGGGGUAGAGCAGAUGUUGGGGCCAACUAUUGCCACUGUGCCGGUUCGGGUUGUACUUGACUACGAGGGCAGCGUCGACCAGCUACUCCAUCAGAUGCAGGCGCACGAGCACGAAAGGACGCGAUUUGAGCAGAUGGGACUGCAGUGGAUCAGACGACUGGGCGCCGACGCAGAGGCGGCAUGUGACUUCCAAACCUUGCUCGUUGUGCAGCUGGGGGAGAGUGAGGCGGCCGAGGAGGGUGCCUUGUUUGUCUCAGGUGCUAGGAAUGCUUUUGAGCUUGGAGUUUUCAACCCGUAUGCCAUCAUGCUUGAAUGCCAGGCAGGUGAGCAUGGUGUGCAAUUUCGAGCCAGUUUCGACUCUAGCGCGAUUGACGCGGGACAAAUGACGCGGAUGAUGCUGCAGCUUGAGCAUAUUCUACGACAGCUGUGCAGGCCAGGUGGCGGCGCGAAGCUCUUGGGAAGGGUAGAAACGGCCAGCGAGCAGGACGUUCAUGACCUUGUAGCUUGGAAUGCUCCUGUGCCCAUGGCAGUCGAGGGGGUCUCGCACCAGUUUGUGCACGAUAUCAUCAGCUCGCUCGCGCAAGAGCAGCCUCUGGCACCAGCAGUUUGCGCAUGGGACGGGGAUUUGACGUAUCAAGAGCUGGAUACCAUGUCGUCGCAGCUCGCGCGCCGGUUGCGCCAAGCGGGGGUGGGUACGCUCCCGGAAAUGAUUGUGCCGCUGUGCAUGGACAAGUCCAAAUGGGUGCCUGUAUCGAUGCUCGGGAUCUUGAAAGCAGGCGCUGCCUUUGCCUCGCUUUCUCCUUCGCUGCCACAUGACCGGCUCGCAAACAUUCUGGAUUCUAUCAAGCCAAGGCCAACCGUGGUGGUGACGUCUGGUCAGCAGGCCAGCCGCUUCCCGCAUGCAACCAUCGUCUCUCCAGGGGAUGAUGGAUGCGUUGACGACGACGAAGAGAAGACGUUUGUGGCGGUGACGCCCUCUGGAACUGCGGUAGUGCUGUUCACCUCUGGAACCUCUGGGCGCCCGAAAGGCAUCAUGCUGGACCAUAUGGGCAUAGCGACGACAGCGCGAGGGCUUGGGCGCGACUUGCUUGCGGGCCCCACGACGCGCGUGUUCCAGUUUUCAUCGUACCUGUUCGAUGUGAGUAUCCAUGAGACGUUUAUGGUACUUACCCACGGCGGCUGCCUCUGUAUCCCUUCAGAAGCGGAGCGUGCGAAUGAUCCUGGCGCAGCGCUGGUGACGCUCCGCGCCAACUGGGCCUGUCUGGCGCCGUCCAUGGCGCGGGCCCUGCCAACUGAUAGCCUUCCGACUCUGGACACGCUGGUCUUCGCUGGCGAGGCGCUGACUGAAGACGAUGUUGUGAAGUGGACCGAGCACGUCCGCAUCUUCAACUGGUAUGGGCCUGCCGAGUGCGCCUUGUCUACUGUGACGCCUGUCCAUCUACCACGGUGGACCGACGGCAUGCUGCAGAGCGGCUCUCGCGCAUUGCCCAGCGCGAACGAGUGCUGGGUGGUGGGGAGCAACACACCACACACUUUGGCUCCGGUGGGUGCCGUAGGUGAGCUGGUAGUCCAAGGGCCCGGCGUGAUGAAGGGAUACCUCGCAUCGCCCUCGAUGGAUGUACUGCAUUUAGAGGCCCCACCCUGGCGGCAGCGGGCCGACCCGUGCACUAGCCUCCAUCGUCUAUACCACACCGGCGACUUGGUGCGCCGCAAUCUGGACGGCUCUCUCAUCUACAUCGGCCGGAAGGAUGCACAGGUCAAGAUCCGCGGGCAGCGCGUUGAGCUUGCCGACAUUGAGUACCACGUCCGUCGCGCCCUCAAUGCAGAGGCCGUGGUAGCUGACGUGCUGGGUGGCAGCCUGGUUGCCUUUGUCUACGCGCGCACCCUCGACCUCGACCUCGACCUCAUCGACAUCGACGGGCUCCUGGCCCAUGCCCUGCCUGCUUACAUGAUGCCGUCUGCAUACAUGGCCGUCGAUCACAUCCCGUUGACGGAGAACGGCAAGACUGACCGGCGGAAGCUGCGGGCCAUGGGUGCUCAACAGCUCGCCAUGCGCAAGCAGAAGCAAAAGCAAAAGCAAAAGCGGCAGCCCACAACGACCAAAGAGAGUCUGCUCCAGAAGCUCUGGAUAUCGGUGCUCCCUCGCGACCUCGACGUCGAGAUUGGCGUCGAAGACAACUUCAUUCGCACCGGCGGCGACUCCAUUGCCGCCAUGCGUUUGGUUGCCGCCGCCCGCAACCAAGGUCUUUCUUUCACCGUCGCCGAUGUGUUUAAGCAGCAGCGCCUGUGCGAUCUCGCC